CACACUUUCCAAGUCUUAAAUACAAAAAUUCAAAUCCAAAGAAUUCAAAACUUUAGACUAUAAUUAGACUUCUGUCUGAAAAUAAUUCCACAGCCAAUCCCCCUUCCUCAGCCGCCGGGAAAUGAAGAAAACCACCGUGCGCCACCACUCAACAAAACAACACUAAUAGUAUCAUAUAUAUAAAAAAAUUUAAUUUUUUUUUCUAUUGUUUUUUCAAGAAUCUUGAAAGUUAUUGUUUUAUGAUUGUGGGGUUUUGCUAAAAAGUGAGAAAAAAAGGGUAAAUUUGGGUGAUGGAUGAUGAAGUUAAAAGAGUAAUCUUUUGUGUUUCUUGAAAUUGGACAAAAGGGAAAAAACGACGUCGUCCCUUGAAGCUGUGUAGUGAUGAAGAUUGGCUUGAUUGUUGUCAGAUUCUUUUUUAUGUUAUUGGUGAUCUUCAAUCCUAAUGUUCAACAGACUGCAAAAGCAUUCACAGGAACAUAUGGGAUUAAUUACGGGAGAAUUGCAGAUAACAUCCCUUCACCUGAUAAAGUGGUUAAACUACUUCGAGCAGCAAAAAUUAAGAAUGUUAGAAUUUAUGAUGCAGAGCCCAGUGUCCUUAAUGCGUUUAAAGGGACAGGGCUUGAGCUGGUGGUUGGACUUCCGAAUGGGUUUGUAAAAGAAAUGAGUGCCAAUGCAGAUCAUGCUCUGAAUUGGGUAAAAGAUAAUGUGAAGGCAUUCCUUCCCGAUACCCGCAUUGUGGGCAUCGCUGUUGGAAAUGAAGUUUUGGGGGGUAGUGACAAUGAACUGGAGGUAGCUCUUCUGAAUGCUGUAAAGAAUAUAUAUAAUGCAACAAAAAAGCUUGGGAUAAGUGGCGUUCAGAUAUCGACGGCUCACUCGCAGGCUGUUUUUGCUGAUUCAUUCCCUCCUUCCUAUUGUGUAUUUAAAGAUGGUGUUGCUCAGUUGAUGAAGCCACUUUUAGAGUUCUUCUCGAAAAUUGGAUCUCCAUUCUGUUUAAAUGCUUACCCAUUUUUGGCAUACACUUACAACCCAGAUAAAAUAGACAUAAAUUAUGCUCUUUUUGAGCCAACUAAGGGAAUUGUUGAUAAUAGAACUCAUCUUCAUUAUGAUAACUUGCUCGAUGCUCAGAUUGAUGCAGCGUAUGCAGCCCUAGAGGAUGCUGGUUUCAGCAACAUGGAAGUCAUAGUUACUGAAACAGGCUGGGCCUCUGAUGGGGACGAGAAUGAACCUGCUGCCACGCCUAGUAAUGCUAGAACAUAUAAUUAUAAUCUGCGUAAAAGGCUCGCCAAGAGGAAAGGAACUCCUUUGAGGCCGAAAAAAAUGUUGAAGGCAUAUAUUUUUGCUCUGUUCAAUGAGUAUCAAAAGACAGGUCAAUCAUCAGAGAGGAACUUUGGACUCUUCAAGGCUGAUGGUAGUAUAUCUUAUGAUAUUGGUUUCUCUGGGUUGCAAGAUGUUUCAGCUGCAUCUUCGCUUUCGUCUUUGAAGGGGAUUCGAGCUCAAGCAUAUUAUUUGACAGUAAUAGCAAUCACAACUUCAAUAUCGGUUCUGCUGUCGAGGUUGUGACAACAUUUUUGAUCUCAUCUUAUACGAAAUACUAGAUUAGCAUCUCGAAUUUCCUAGUGCAACAUUAGGAAUGCAAUCUUAGAUCUUUAUCGCUAGUCGACCUGGAGGUUGCUGAUUAUUUUUCAAUUUUUCAGCAAUGCACAAUAUCAGUAGUAUAUAUGAAAUAAAUUCUUUCUUGGUA
Molecule: messenger RNA, 1741 nt
Organism: Capsicum annuum
Lineage: Eukaryota; Viridiplantae; Streptophyta; Magnoliopsida; Solanales; Solanaceae
Product: glucan endo-1,3-beta-glucosidase 11
Exons: 3
Coding region: 382-1560 (392 amino acids)
Biological process (GO): carbohydrate metabolic process
Cellular component (GO): plasma membrane
Molecular function (GO): hydrolase activity, hydrolyzing O-glycosyl compounds
Source: RefSeq, a predicted model, not a curated record